This is a messenger RNA of Colletotrichum destructivum, 1871 nucleotides long. RefSeq names its product Putative alpha/beta hydrolase-3. The record is from RefSeq and is a predicted model, not a curated record. NCBI's taxonomy places the organism in Eukaryota, Fungi, Ascomycota, Sordariomycetes, Glomerellales, Glomerellaceae. Bases 329 to 1465 code for a protein of 378 amino acids. Gene Ontology annotation, molecular function: hydrolase activity. The transcript has 2 exons.
CCAAUCUCUACACAGCCAGAUGAACGUUUCCACUCAACGAGACCUCCCGCCUCUCUUCAUCGAGGAGUCCCAAACAUGACGUCUUCAACAGUUACCAUCGUACGGCCCGUGAAGGAUAGUUUCGUAUUUGUUUCGUACUCGGCUUGAAGCCUGCCGCGGGGCCCGUUUGCGAAACCGAGGUGCAUAUUGAGUACAACUACCGAGCGCUUCCCGCGUCCCCGUCUCAACCCCCGCCCGCUUUUACACUGCAACAUCCUGCAGCAGCGGCACACGAGCGCUGCAUACUGCAUCCAAGCAACUCAACUCAAGUCAGCCAUCGCCCUCAGCAAUGGCCGAAGAUCAGAAUAACACCACGGACGAUGCGUACCGCGUCCAAGAGCUGCCGCUCCUGUCAAAGGUCAGGCACGGCGCCACGGCUUUUGCGAUCCAAAAUCUCUUGGUCAAGCCCGCGCUCUUCGUCCGCGAUGUCAAAGCACGCAUCGUCCCGCCCGAGAACCGGCCAGAGAUCGUGAAGACUUACGAGUGCCGACCGCAUCUCCCAGUCAGGAUCUUCUUUCCUAAAUGCCAUGACAAAACGUCCAAAGACCAGCUGCCAGUCCUUUUCACCAUCCAUGGCGGCGGGUUUGUGGUCGGAACCCCCAAUGACACUGACGACUGGAAUCAGACGUACGCGUCUGUUCAUCACUCCAUUGUCAUUGGACUCAACUACGGCAAAGCUCCUGCCAACCCGUUCCCCAAGCCGAUCUACGACUGCGAAGCACUGUUCCUCGCCGCUUUGAACGACGAGUCUCUCCCCUUGGACCGGACUAGGGUUGCUCUCCUUGGAUGGUCCGCGGGGGGCAACUUGACACUUGCAAUCGCACAGCUUGAGAGUGUCAGGAAGCACUUGACCUGCAUCGUCCCGUUGUAUCCUGCGAUCGACCUCUCCAUUACAGGAGAAAUAAAGGCUCAGUCGCGGCGGUACAAGCCCGAACUAGGUGGCUUCCGCGCAAAGGAAGCCGAUUUCCUGCUCGGUAUGGCCCCGACGUUUGACUGGGCUUACAAGACCCUCGGAGAGAACUGCCGCAAUCCUCUCAUGAGCCCGUGUUACGCCACAAAAGAUGCGCUGCCGAAGCGUGUCUUCGUCAUCGGCUGCGAGCUGGACAUGCUCGCUCACGAGGGCCAGAGGCUCAUUCAUCGGCUGGCGGAUCGUCCACCGCCGCCUGCUGUGGUCGGGAAAGAGGAAACUGUGGGGAAGGGGGAGCUCAUUUUUGACGACGAGAGGUUCCAUUUCGAGGUGUCGAACGCCGAUGGGAGUCUCUACAGGUGGCUUCUGGUACCCGACACCGUCCACGGAUUUGACCAGCACCUGUCUGGGAUGGUUCGCGAUCCCGUGCUCAUCGAAGAUGCCGAGAUCAAGACGCAGAAGACCAUUAAAAUCAUCGGGGAAUGGGUUCUUCAAGCACCUCCCGUCAUCGCAACCUGAGAUGGCGCUCCGGUUGUUGAGUUGUUGGGGUGCGAUGGCACUGCAGCCACUUGCUUCAAGGAAAAUAUUUCUGGGAGACGAAUUCGUCUUCACAUCUAUACCAUUUCUGUCUGUUCGUUUUUUUUCAUUAUCAGGAAGUCAGAAACGAUGUUCUAUUUGCAUUUUCAUUAUGUACAAAGAAUCUAGUGUUGAUAAGAAUUGCAAGAACAGUCAGGGAGCUAGUGCGCCUUGCCAAAGUGACCAAGCAUUUUGUCGUAGGCUGCCCUCAACUUCACGCUUGUUUCAUAGUUUAAUGGAAUUAUAGCUGCUUCCAUAUGGCUGGCUUUCUGCCAAAUGGAAUUAGAAAUCGUCAGGGAAACACACGCAGUAGGAGCAACGAGCCAAUGAAGCAUAUUUUCGAUAAAAC